Messenger RNA from Aphanomyces invadans, 2190 nucleotides. RefSeq lists its product as hypothetical. Gene Ontology annotation, molecular function: protein binding. The record is from RefSeq and is a predicted model, not a curated record. The transcript is spliced from 5 exons. Lineage: Eukaryota; Oomycota; Saprolegniomycetes; Saprolegniales; Verrucalvaceae. The coding region runs from base 623 to 1939 and encodes 438 amino acids. Gene Ontology annotation, biological process: cilium assembly.
GAAAGGUCGUGCGAUGGCGACGCUGGAGCUUGAGCAUGUCGUGGGGUACACCGGCCGCGGCAAGGACACCGUGCACACUCAUCCACGGGAUCCCGAUAUGUAUCUUACAAGCAUGGGUGCGGCGAUCGUUGUGGCGCGUCUGUCGGACCCACACGCACAAGAAUUCUUGCGCGGUCACGACGAAGAGAUCACGUCCAUGGCGAUAUCACGGUCUGGAUUGCUCCUCGCAUCGGGCCAGUUGCCGUCCACCAAGCGAAACGGCGCCACGAUCGUUGUGUGGGAAUUGAAUUCGAGAACAGAGCUGUAUCAACUCCAAGGGUUCCAAUGCAAGAUUAUGAAGAUUGCAUUUUCGCCCGACGAUCAUUUCCUCGUCGCGUCCGGCGCGGACGGCCGCGUCAUUCUGUGGGAUAUGCGGGUGCGUGCUGCCAUCCACGUCGUCCACAGCCUCAACACGCUCGUUUCGUAGACGUCAGAAGUGAUCUUCACCAAGUCGUUUCCGUCCCCCGUCGCCAUCGUAAACUGGGGCCGCGUGGAAGAGAAGAGCCGGCGGCCAAAGUACACGUUGACGUUUGCCUGCUCGAGCCAGCUCGUCGUGAACGACCUGUCGUACGACAUAGCAUGCAUGCAGUACAAACUCGAGAGCUUUCCCUGCGCGAUGCCGUCGACGGGCCUCGUCCGCGACUACCUGACGGCGACAAUGACUCAAAACAAAGACGUGCUCCUGGCAGGCACGAUCGCAGGGGAGCUCGUGGUGUUCAACACGGACGCACGCGUCUUCAAGAGCACGAUCCCCAUCUCGACCAACGGCGUCCACAGCAUCGUAUGCGACUCCACAUCUGGCUUCAUCUUUGUCGGAGCGGGCGACGGAGGGCUAAAAAAACUUGUCGGCGCCCAAGUGGACUGGAAUCUCGUUGGCCAUGUCCAGCUCCUCGGAGGAAUCGUCGGCCUCGCUGUCACGUGCGAUGGCGGUGCCCUCGUCGCUGGCACGACUGCUGGCAAACUGUACCAAGUGUCGACAGCGGACCUGCGAGUACGAGAACUGGCCACGAGCCAUCUCGCUCCCGUCACAGCCGUCGCGUUUGGGAAUGGACGUAGCGACUCGUUCGUGAGCUUGGCCAAGGAUGGAACGCUCAAGGUGUGGGACCUUUCCACGUACACGGUGCGGUGCAUGGCGGCGGACAAUGCCGCUGGAAGAAGCGUGUGCUAUGCGCCGUCGCCGGUCCAACCUGGUUCGGUUUGGAUUGUCAGCGGGUGGAGCGAUGGCUGGCUUCGGUGCUACGACGAAGCCACGGGGGCUAAAAUGUGGCACAUCUCGGGCGCGCACCGGGGGGAUGUGUCGUCGGUGGCAGCGACCGCCAAGAUCGUGGUCAGCGGCGCAAGCGAUGGCGGCGUGAACGUGUGGUCACUGGCGACGAGAGAGCUGCUCCUGCAGUUUCACGAACAUAAGCGCGGCGUAACGCAGGUGCUGGUGGACAUAGUCAAGCCGCAUUGGAUCCAUUCGUGCGGGUUGGACCGCGCGCUCUUCAUCUACGACGUCAAGGCCGAACGGCGUGUGAUGGUGCACCAAGUACGCGAGGGCGCGUUCCUCACGAUGAGCCAGCGACUGGACAGCGAGAACGAGAUCGUGACAGGGGGUGCGGACGGUCGCGUGUUGUUUUGGGACUGCGACGUGACCGAACACGUCAAGUUGAUGUCGGACCCGAAUCGCAUGGGAAUCGCAUCGCUGCAAGUGUCUCCUUCAGGUCGGUAUCUCGUGACGGGUGGCGAAGACUGCCACGUCAAAGUGUUUGAUAUCCAACGUGACGUGCUCGUGGCGUGUGCGCUUGGUCACUCGGGCGGCAUCCAACAAGUCACAUGGAGUCCCGACGAGCGGCAACUCGUGUCGGUCGGCGACGACUGCUGCAUCUGCAUUUGGAACUUCUUCCAAGACAUCGAGUAACACGCCCACGACAACGUCGAUGCUUCGAUUGAUCCUAGCCUGCGUUCAUGUCGGCCGUCCAUCGCGCGACCACCGAACACCGUGACGGUGUUCGCGUCUCCGUGCGGCGGACGCAUCUGGAUGCUCACCCAACGGCGCCGCGCAUCGCCAUGCGACACACCACGACGUCGUGAAUGCAUACGAAUCGUGACAUCACGGAGGGCAAAUCGAGUGCAAUACCUCUGUAAAUGAAUAUUUAUUUCGUAUCCGGA